Messenger RNA from Lytechinus variegatus (green sea urchin), 3162 nucleotides. Its product is annotated as E3 ubiquitin-protein ligase PDZRN3-like. The transcript has a single exon. NCBI's taxonomy places the organism in Eukaryota, Metazoa, Echinodermata, Echinoidea, Temnopleuroida, Toxopneustidae. Gene Ontology annotation, molecular function: metal ion binding. The coding region runs from base 2040 to 3107 and encodes 355 amino acids. The record is from RefSeq and is a predicted model, not a curated record.
GUCUCGCUAGCGAUGCAAGAAUCUAAUUGAGCUGGCUACGGAAGAUGCAUAGAGCAGCCGGGAGGGAAUGUAAUACUCCUCCUGAAUAUAUUAUUCAGCGCACCGUAAGGAUCUUGUGCUAUCUUCACCUGUCAUUUACGAGCCAUGGCGCCGGGUCUCGCGGGUUUGACCAAUGCAUGUGGUGAUGACGCCUAGUAUUUCUCAAGGAUGCAAAGCGAGAUUCUUUUCAGAGGUUCCGACAGGGCACGGAGGAUGCGUGAAUAAAUCUUUUUGGAGUGAAUUCAUGAGACAUCUUCAUUACCUAUGCAUGCGCUCUUUUCUCUCACGUCGGAAUGAAGAGGACUGAAAGGAGGCAUCAUUUUUUGUCGCGUUAUUUUAAUGUGCCUUGGGACAUUCAUUCGUGUGUAGAGGUCGGAUACAUAUCUGGAUGAUGACUUUGUGGUUGUGAAAGGUGACUUUGAAAUAGCCUACUUUGCAUCAAUGUGCUAGCCCGUGUGUCUCGCAUUUCCUUAAUUGUAUCUUCUAGUAUAAUGGGCACGACGGAGGAAUGGAACAAAAACGCAUUUGAUUAUCACAAGAAAUGAAGAUUCAACUUCUUGAUACCGCUUCUGCAGCUCUUCAGAUACAAUUCACGCGGACAAUUCAUGAACUUUAUAAUUACACCCCAUGAAAUGACCGUGAUCUAUUGAUGGACAUAAUAUAAUUUCUCAAGGUUUUAUCAACUAAUGUGGCGUGGCUCAUAAAUUAAUUUUGUUUUACACGUUAUUUCAAGUAUAUAGGGACAGUUUUUCCAGUAGCUUGGAAUCGCCCAUAUCAUAUUCGUGUCAAAAUAACUCAGGUAUUGCAAGCAGAAAGUACUUCGACUUUAGAUGCGAGCGUUCAAUCGUGUUACUUGCUCAAAGAUGACUUUUGCGUGACGUCGAUAACUUAAUCCACAGUUUGCAAUCAACGCCUAAAGAUUUAAUUAUCAGCGUUUCGCACGAUCACCUCAAAAGCCGUUUAACCCUUGUAGUCUCGGGCGGAUAUGUCAGAAGUUAAUCCCUCACGCAAGGAUUACCACAGUGUAUGAACACGAAACUAAAUUAUACUGAGGAAAGACAUACUACAACCACGCAGGCACACUGCUUUACAUGGUGGGCAAGGUUUAGCUUGGUUACAUUCGUCACUGCAAGGGUAUAUCUCACUGUCAUUUAGUUUUCUCUGCGGCCUUAAUGACCACACCUAAAUGACAGUUCUUCGCUUCGUCACCUACCGCAUUUAGACAACUUUCACUCUUUCAUUUCUGUAUUUCCCUUCAAUAUUUAUUAUCAGUCGGGAGAUCUCAACAGUCAACACACUAGCAGGUCAGCUCCAGCUCCAUUUCACUUAAUUUCCAGGCAAUACUUCCUGAAGGCCUAUAUCCUGUCUAUACGAGCAACAUACCCAGGCCAGUAUACAUUUAAGUAGAUAAUAUAUAUGGAAAUCAUUCGACGUGUAAGAAUGUACACACCACUGCUAUGCUUAUCAAAUUAAAAGUCGCAGUCUCCCACGUGGCAUGCUAUAUUUGCCUGGUCUAAUUCAAUAUUUGAUUAGGAUCGCAUCUGGAAGCAUUCGAGCUGCUAUCUUAUGCUGAUGGUGAAUGUGGAUUUAUCGAAAUAUAAUUCGUUCAUGAUCAGUUUGACAGCAAACUGGCCGGGUUUUGUGUUCAUUUUGAUGGAUCAAAUUGCACUUGUUACGGUUGUCAUCUGUCGUCAUUAUUAUAAAUGAUACUGAAAACAUUUUUCCCCCCAUUGGAUGUGUGAAUACAAUUGGUUGGAACGUGCACCUGCCACUGGGUGUUAUCAGUGUACUGUCAGUCAGCAUAAUGUUUUGGAGUUAACUCGACAUCGCAUUUCGAUUGCUCGGGGGAAUUAUCAUAUUACAAGUUCCGUCAUAUAUCUUUCAAAUAACUAUAAAGCACUGAUAACAUUUCCUAUAUAACUUUAGUCAAGAUCAUAAGGUAGUUUUUCAUACCUUUUUUUUUACCGUGACAAGACUAAGGCCUAUAUACACUUAACAAGAUGGGGUACUCGAUGGAAAAGUUUGUAACGAAGCCCAACCCUAAUCUUAUUUGUGGCAUCUGCGCAUGUGUGCUUCGGGAGGCUGUCCUGACCCGAUGCGGACACGCCUUCUGUCAGGCCUGUCUUGACACCUGGUUGGCCAGACCAUUGGCGGGAACCUGCCCUCAAUGUCGCACCUGCAUCAGUAAGUUCCAGGUCAGCCCUGUCUGGGCCAUCAGGGAAAUCAUCAACGGAUUGUCCAUAUACUGCAGCAAUGCUGACCGCGGCUGCUCCCUGACACUGGGUGUCGAGAACCUGGAAAAGCACCUUGACUCCUGCGGCUACGCACCUGUAGAAUGUGUGGCUUGUGGCGUUGUGGUCAACAGACUCGAUUAUCCGGCUCACACGGUUGAAUGUGAGAAAUACACCAUGGAGAAAAGUGGACAGCAGACCUCGACCCAGACCUCACCCGCACCCGACGCACCGGACAUCGAGAAGUUGAACCAACGACUGAACGCUCUUGAGAUACAACUGAAGCAUAGCCGGAAGCAACUCCAUCUAUGCCAAGCCGACAACCGAAAACUGGAACGGGAGUUGUCCAAAACGCGCAUCGACCUGCAGAGAAAACGAACUGAAUUCAAUAGCUUCAAAGCCCAGAUGUGUGAGUUCGACCCCGAUUAUCCGUAUGGCUUUCACCCAGAUGGCAUCUCAAAACUUUCCCUCCUCAUCGCCUGCCAUCAACUGGAGAAACCCGACAACAUCGACCAGAACCGCAUCUUCACCUGCAUCCAGCGUUGCUAUGACAACUUCGCACGCUGCGGUUCCCGGUUCGAGCACGACGUCCAUAUGCUGAUCGCCACCGCCUAUGCCAGUAAGUGGUUUUCUGAUAACCAGAAGAUCAACUUUCAUUGUUGGUUGCAGAGCAUCGCAAGAUAUCGAAAGUAUGCCGACUGGGGCAGGACAGCUGUCAGUCAACAAGCCCUCAAUCAGCAUCAACAAGAUGAUGGGAAUUUGAUGAGAGGUCAGGUUCAUCGAGGUACAGUCAAUAUAGGGAGUAACCAAUUAUCUAGGUCACUGUCUCUUCGAUGAUUCCUCAUGUCAAUAAAGAAUCAAGACCCUACUAGUAUACUGUACAUUAGAAUGA